AUGGUCAUGCUAAUGCAUGCCAUCUAUUUGAUUUUAGCUGUUUCCUUAUUAAUUUUGGGUUCAGCUCAAGGUUUGUCUCAAGUUAUCAAAGAAAAGUUUUGUUUUAUCGCCUUGAUGGUUUUCUUUACAUUAGCUGGUAUCGCUUUAGGUCAAAUUAGAACUCUAAAAGUCUAUAGUACUUUGGCAAGUUUCUCAGUUUAUUUCACAAUCAUUUUAUGUAUCUUGACAAUGGGUGGUGUUGCACAUUCUCCUCCAAACUAUUCAGCUGCUUUCAAAACAAGAAACGUCGAACAAGGACCUGUUCAAGUUCAAGCAUUUAUUGGUGGAGGUACCAUGAUGAAUCAAUUAGUCGGUAUCAUGAACAUUAUUUAUGCAUAUGCUGGUUCUAUUAUGUUUCCAGAGAUCUUAGCUGAAAUGCAACAUCCAUGGGAUUUCUGGAAAGGUGCUGCAUUAGCCCAAACUCUUAUUUUUGUUGCCUACUUGUUCUUUGGUGUCUUUGUCUAUUGUUAUCAAGGUCAGUUCGUCAUCAACCCUGCAAACCAAGGGAUGACUAUCUAUGCUUUACAAACCGUUUGUAAUGUGAUCAGUAUUGUGACAGGUAUGGUUGCUGCUGGGUUAUAUAUGCAUGUUGGUUUGAAAUCAAUGUAUCAAAAUGUUGUUGUUGAUAUUUUCAAAGGCCCAACUUUAGGUGUCUUUAAAGGGAAAAUCUUCUGGAUCUUCUUUGCCGUUGGUUAUUGGAUUGUUUCGUUCAUUAUUGCUGCUGCUGUUCCACAAUUGAGUAACAUUGCUGCUAUUUCCGCAGCUGCUUGUGCUUUGCAAUUUACUUACUCUUUCCCUGCUCUUAUGUCAUGUACUUUACAAGUGCGUAAAGAUGCCCUACUUGGUGAUGGAUUAUUCAACCCUGAAACUGAUAGAUGUGAACGUUCAGAUACUUGGUUUCAAUUCAGUCGCUGGAAUACUUUCAACUUCAUCUUGGGUCUUGCUUCAUUAUCUUUAGCUGGUUUAGGGUUAUGGUCUUCAAUCGAAAGUAUUAUUGAGACUUUUGCUGCAUCAGGUUCACCAUCGUCAUUCAGUUGUAAGGCUCCUGUUUGAUUUGGACAUUUUGGGUUAGGUCUCUUUGAUUUAUUCUUCUUAUUUUUUUGAUCUGUGAUCAAGUACACUAUUGAUUUAUAGUUUUAAUGUUUGUGAAUAUAGAUGUUUUAAUGUUUACUUUUCAACGUAGGGACCUGUCAUCUACAUGCGGGUCAUUAACGUUGAACUAAUUAGAUUGUGCACAAAAACCAAUAGUCAACCUUCAAUACAACAAGAUUCCCCUUUUACAAUAAUUCAAUCACAAUGAGAUUCCAAUCCAGACCAAUAUCUAUGUGGCUACCAUAAAAGAGUGGCUAAUAACAAAAGGUUAUCAAAAUGGACCAAAUAAAGAGAUUAGUUUCAGUGUUAUCUUCAGAAGACAAAU
Messenger RNA from Hansenula anomala, 1456 nucleotides. RefSeq lists its product as uncharacterized. Gene Ontology annotation, molecular function: amino acid transmembrane transporter activity. The record is from RefSeq and is a predicted model, not a curated record. Gene Ontology annotation, biological process: amino acid transmembrane transport. Gene Ontology annotation, cellular component: vacuolar membrane. Lineage: Eukaryota; Fungi; Ascomycota; Saccharomycetes; Phaffomycetales; Wickerhamomycetaceae. Bases 1 to 1092 code for a protein of 363 amino acids. The transcript has a single exon.